Molecule: messenger RNA, 640 nt
Organism: Gopherus flavomarginatus (Mexican gopher tortoise)
Lineage: Eukaryota; Metazoa; Chordata; Testudines; Testudinidae
Product: zinc finger protein 560-like
Exons: 5
Coding region: 133-582 (149 amino acids)
Biological process (GO): regulation of DNA-templated transcription
Source: RefSeq, a predicted model, not a curated record
CUGAACAGCUGCUUCCUGGUUCUCCACGUGCUGCCAGCAGCGCUGGAGCUGCCCGAGCCGCAGCGGAGCCGCUGUUCUCAGCUGCAGCCAGGAUCUGCCCCCGGCCCCGCUGGGAUCCAGACAGGCUGCAGAAUGUUUUGCUCCAGCUCAUCCCAGCCUGGCGUGGGACAGGGAAGAGAAAUGGCUGCAGUGGAGUCAGUCCAGGGGCUGGUGACCUUCAAGGAGAUGGCUAUGUAUUUCACCAGGGAAGAGUGGGCUCUGCUGGACCCCACUCAGAGAGCCCUCUACUGGGAUGUCAUGCAGGAGAACUAUGAGACUGUGACCUCGCUGGGCCAGAGAAUAACAUCCAUGUUUCGCUGCAGAUCAUCUCGUCCUCCCAGGGGCAAGGAAAUGGCUGCAAUGGAGCUGGCUCAGGGGCCGGUGACCUUCGAGGAGGUGGCUGUGUAUUUCUCCAGGGAAGAGGGGACUCUGCUGGACCCCACUCAGAGAGCCCUCUACAGAGAUGUCAUGCAGGGGAACUAUGAGACGAUGGUCUUGCUGGGUAAGGAUUCCUGUCCCUUCUGUUCUUGGAAGGGGAAAUGAAGAGUGAAGGUUCAUGCCACCCCCACAAUGCCAUCUGUACCCUGUCCUGUUUCAGCAU